Molecule: messenger RNA, 5245 nt
Organism: Oryzias latipes (Japanese medaka)
Lineage: Eukaryota; Metazoa; Chordata; Actinopteri; Beloniformes; Adrianichthyidae
Product: serine/threonine-protein kinase pim-1
Biological process (GO): regulation of mitotic cell cycle; negative regulation of apoptotic process; protein autophosphorylation
Cellular component (GO): cytoplasm
Molecular function (GO): protein serine/threonine kinase activity; ATP binding
Source: RefSeq, a predicted model, not a curated record
GGACUCAUCUAUGCAAUGCACCUCAAAUAUCCCAAAGCACUGACCAACACGUUUACUCAAGAGAUUUGACUUGGUCUAGACGGUAAACUACCAUCCAGGUUGCAGACCCUCAAAAAUGACUUGAUGAUACAUCUGUAAAGCUAAGUUGAAAUAAGGAGGCAUAACGCAUUAUAACAGACUAUAGUUAUCUCCCUUUGUCUAAACUGCCUCAAAAAUAUUGCACUAUAUACUCUGCAUUUGUUCAGGCAGUAGGUUCAAAGUUCACUGUCUUUUAUCAAGUAACACAAAUGUUUAGCUUGUUUUGACGUUGUUUUUAAGUGUAAUUAAUAAAAAUGAUGAAUUUUAUUUAUAUGGCGCCUUUCUAGACGCCCAAGGUCGCCUCACAGAUAGAAAACAAUAGAAUACCAUUAAAAAAAAAGACACAUUAGUUAAAAACUAAAUUUUCUUUAAUUUCAACAUUGCACAGAAGGUAGUGAGCAAAUAAUAUUGUUAGGCAGAUGUUUAUGACGUAACGCUUUAUUUAAGUUACCGUUACUCAAUGAUUUUUGGGUAAUCAUUGGCCCAAAAAUGUUUAGGUUUUGAAAUUCAUGGUUUUGAGUUUACUGACUCAAAGAAUUUGAUUACUCCUGUGCAAGAAGGGAACUUAUAAAGAUUAAGUUUUGUUAAGAUAAAAUUGUGUAGUUGUGUACUUAUUUUUUUAAGUUAUGCAAACUUAUUCCUGUGGCUUGAAAACUGAAAACUGGUGAGUCAUAGUAACUGAUGACAAUGAAGUUGUCUCAACAGGAAAACAUAAGUCAUAUUUAAUGCCAAUAUUUGAUCUGCACAAAUGUAAUGCUUUUAAUUUAACUCUUAUCAAUUAAAUCUUUUAUGUUAUGGAAAAAUCUGACUUUUUAGUUAAUCAACUGACAAUAAUUGUGGCAAAUGAGUUUUGCUAACUUGUUCGGGUUUACAGCAGCAUCACAGCUACAGGAACACAUUUCUCACCAAUGUUGUGGAUUCAAAGACGUGGAUUUCAGCUGCUACAACUCUCAAAAUGGCCGUUGAGGAGUUAAUUGCUAUAGCUAACACCCCGAUAGUGACGCCUCUCUGGUCUUCCACAGCUUGCUCUGCUAGAACAGCAAGAUCUCUCCUGUCUUCCGUGGUUAAAGUGAAAAGACUUGUGGUAAAAACGUGCUCAGAAACUGAUCUGAGAGCUGCUGGGCCAAGCGGAACAGCCACCACCUCUGAUUGGCUGUUAAAACUGAUCUGCAUGAGGGGUUUGGUGGACUGGGUGAUGCAUUCAAGCAUUCUAGGACAUUUAAAACUUUGUAGAUGGAAAUAAAUUAAAGUUAUUAAUGGAUUUAUUUUAAAUAAAGAAAAUAUCCAAUAAAAACUCAGUUCACAAGAAAAGCUUCCUAUCAACCACUCUGAUCAAUCCCCUGCCGCUGGAUUCCUCUAGGCAUUAUGGGUAGUGUAGUCAAAUCAAGUUCAUGACAGCUUUUUUUGCUUUAUGCACGAUAUAAUUUGUUGGACCUCUGGGUCUGAAAAAUACAAUACAAAUGUUGUAAAAUCAAAUUUUUCACAAAUGUUUUAGUAUUUUUCAGAUUGUAUUGAUUCAUAUGUAAGCACCAAAAAGUAAACUAAUGCUAAAGUUCCAUGCCGUGUAACUUAGCAACAGACUGUGACAUCACUGAUAUCACAGAGCCCCACUUUAUAAGUUGCUUAGCAAUACGGUUAAACCACAACACUCUACGAUCUCCAAAGUAAAGCACACAUUUUGAGACUAAGGAAAGACUUUCCGAUUUCCUCAAGUUUUUGUGUAAUAAACGAGGAACGAUCAUGGACAAAGACUCUGCCAUGGACAAUCCAAAACAUACUGUCGAGAGGAAGACCAGCCCUGACAAUAAGAAAAGGAAGAAAAAAGGGACGUUCCCGGUGCCAAGUGAGACUCCUGACUCUGAGACUUCACAACCAUCAACCAGCACCCAAGACAACACCCCAGGGAGAAAACUAAAAAGAAAGAAACAGGAAGACAAAGAGGAAGAAGAAAUAAUAGAGCCAAAGAAGGUGAAAACUCCUCUGAGAGAUGAUGGACAAACCAAAAACGCUGAGAGGAAGUCUUUCCCUACAAAGAAGAAACAGAAGAAAAAACAUCUAAACCAUGAACCCAUUGAGUCUUCUGCAUCUGAGCCUUCACAACCCUCUACCAGCACCCAAGACAACACCCAAGUGACAACACUAAAGAGGAAAAGACAGGAGGAAGAAAUAACAGAGCUGAAGAAGAGGAAAACAACUCUAAAAGGUUCCAGUUCCAGUGACGCCGAACAAACUGCAACAUCCUCACAGAAAACUGAGAUUACCGAUAAAGAUAAAUUUAAAGCCAAAUAUGUGGAAAAACAUCAAUUUGGUGAAGGAGGUUAUGGAUCCAUAUAUGCUGGCUUUCGUAAAUCUGACAACCUACCAGUAGCCAUCAAGCACAUUUUAAAAUCUAUAAUCCCACAUAAAAAACUGGAUGAUGGCAAUGGAAAAAUGGUUCCUUCUGAAGUGGCCAUUAUGUUAAAAUUACGAGAUGAAUCCAUUCAUUCAGAUGGAAAAGCAGCGCCAGUAGCCCUGUUGGACUGGUAUGACAUCGGCAGAGAAAUCCUCCUGGUCAUGGAGAGACCAAUCCCUUGUGAGGACCUCUUUCAUUACAUUGAUACCAAAGGAGGCACACUGGAAGAAGAAGAAGCCAAGAUCAUAAUGACACAGCUAAUUCACACAGCCAUAGACCUUGAGGACAGAAGUAUCUUCCACCAAGACAUCAAAACUGAAAACAUCCUCAUUCAAAGCCACUCAAAUACACCACAAGCUCGUCUUAUAGACUUUGGAGUGAGCUGCCUGGCAGAAAAGGAUUCCAUCCUUAGAGAAUUUUCAGGAACUCCUAUAAAUGCCCCCCCAGAAGCCUUUAAAGGUUUUUGUAGCCCAGGAUCAACCACAGUGUGGCAGCUUGGGGUGGUUCUGUAUGAAACCCUCCAUUACCGCGGCGAUUUUUCAACAAUGGAUUUUCUCGAAGGGGAUCUGAUGAUUGACAGUGAACUGUCAGAAGAGUGCCAAGACUUUUUCAAAGCAUGUUUGAAUACUUCUGAAGAACAGCGCCCCUACCUGCAAGAUCUCCUCCACCAUCCAUGGCUCAGAUAAAAGAAAAAGAAAACACUCAGACACACACACACAUACACACACACACACACACACACACACACACACACACACACAGGGACAGAGAACUCAAAAGUCUAAAAUUUUAAAUAAGCUUAAAAUUUCAGCAAAAAUCUUAAACCUAAAUUGACCUUAGAAUAAAUAUGAAAAGGAAAAUGAUAAAUACUAAAGUUUAGCUGCAAAUAGGGGCAGACGAUGGCAAUAUUAUAAAAUGAAAGUUUUUACUCUUAGUGCCACAUAAGCAGAUUUAAAAUUGGAAUUGGUUUUAAAACUUGCAUUUCCCAUGAUUACUAGUGUUUACCAACACUUUUGUUAAAGUAGCUCAAACUUGCACGAUACACUCCUUUUCUUUCAGUCUUCUUUUGGUUGGAUGUUUGGAAACACGGCACUAGGCAACGUUAAGAAACAGAACGUUGUUAAAAGAAACAUAGUACAGUAUAAUUGAAAAUCCAGAUUGGGUAAAGAUACUAGAAUUAGUUAAAGGAAAACUGGAUAAAGGCUCCUCACUCGCAUUAAAUGUCUUCUGGGUUCUCUGUCCACUGAUUGUGCUAAUGCUGACUCUCACGGAAAGAUCUGCCUCGUUUUCCUUGUUGCAGUGACCAGGACUCGUCGGUGUUGCAGUGACCAGGACUCGUCGGUGUUGCAGUGACCAGGACUCGUCGGUGUUGCUGUGACCAGGACUCGUCGGUGUUGCAGUGACCAGGACUCGUCGGUGUUGCAGUGACCAGGACUCGUCGGUGUUGCAGUGACCAGGACUCGUCGGUGUUGCAGUGACCAGGACUCGUCGUUGUUGCUGUGACCAGGACUCGUCGGUGUUGCAGUGACCAGGACUCGUCGGUGUUGCAGUGACCAGGACUCGUCGGUGUUGCAGUGACCAGGACUCGUCGGUGUUGCAGUGACCAGGACUCGUCGGUGUUGCCGUGACCAGGACUCGUCGGUGUUGCUGUGACCAGGACUCGUCGGUGUUGCCGUGACCAGGACUCGUCGGUGUUGCCGUGACCAGGACUCGUCGGUGUUGCAGUGACCAGGACUCGUCGGUGUUGCCGUGACCAGGACUCGUCGGUGUUGCUGUGACCUUCGUGGAUGCCGUGUGCAGAUCUCCUCCAGAGAGAGUUGGCAGGACCGUCUGAGUCUCACAUUUUGGACUCCUUGGCGUGGUGGUGGUGGUGCUGGUGGGGGGGUUGUUACAGUGUGCUGCUAGCACACUUUUUCUGCAGCUCCUUUAACCCCCCUGCCUUUCCCGAGGGUUCUCCCUAAACUCACAUUGGCCUUCAAGGGAGUCCGACCUCAUCUUCAUGGAGAGCUUGGCAGGAGAGGAGCGUGCUCCACCCAAACCAGGUGGAUUUCAUUGGCAUAAAGAAUAACAUAAAAACUAGGAGGGGACGUGCAAAAACCAGACAAGGCUUUUUAAUUCAUCUUUAAAAACGUAAAAUUAGAAGCUCAAAAAACAAAAAUCGUUUUAAUUAGAAGCGUACUUAAGUCUAACAAGGUUGCAUAGUGUUUAAGGAACUAAAAGAUGUUGGGAGGGGGUUGGAGACCACCUCCAUUUAUUGCAGAUCUGACUAUUUUCCCAAAACAAGCAAUAGAAACCACAGUGUUAGAUUCCAAAUGAGCUUCUACAUGAGGGUGGUAGGAAAUCAGCUAAUUUUACAAAGUCUUUGUAUUUUUAUUCAGAACAGAUCUCAAAUAAUAAAAGAAUAUUGGACAUAACUGAGAUCAAAUGAGGAUUCAAAUGGCUAAGCAAAGAAAAACGCAUUAGGAAGGGGCUACCAACCCAAACUGAAUUCAGGGGGGAAAGAAACUUAGGGACAAUCAAUAUUUUCUGUAGUUAAAACAAAAACACAGAUCUGGUUCCGUUACACGUGUGUGGGUUUUAUCCGGGCCUUUUGGCCAUCUCCCACAUCUUAAAGACGUGUCUCAAAACAAAAUUUGCAUACCGAAACGUAGCUUUUUUUUGAUAAAUUGACUUGGUCUUCUAAAGCAAAAACAGUGAAUUAAAAAGCAUUUGCACGUCCCCUCACUGGUUUUUCAAAUUUGGCUUUACAAUUGAUGAAAUAAAGGGAGUAAAAUU